Perognathus longimembris pacificus (Pacific pocket mouse) is the source of this 3816-nucleotide messenger RNA. RefSeq names its product ATPase cation transporting 13A2 (gene Atp13a2). Lineage: Eukaryota; Metazoa; Chordata; Mammalia; Rodentia; Heteromyidae. The record is from RefSeq and is a predicted model, not a curated record. Gene Ontology annotation, molecular function: ATP hydrolysis activity; ATP binding; ATPase-coupled monoatomic cation transmembrane transporter activity. Gene Ontology annotation, biological process: intracellular calcium ion homeostasis; autophagosome-lysosome fusion; regulation of mitochondrion organization. Gene Ontology annotation, cellular component: membrane.
GACAGACUGCGGCACCUCGGUGCGCGCCUCCGCGUCGAGCCUGCGCCCGCGCCCCUCGCCCGCGCCCCGGCGCCCCCCGGCCCGUGCCCCGCUGCCCCCGCGCCCCGGACCGCGCCCCCCGGGGCCUCGCGCACGCCGGGCCGGCGAUGAGCGCGCGGAGCCAACAUGAGCGCAGACAGCAGCCCGCUCGUGGGCAGCCCGCCCAGCUAUGGGACCCUGACGAUAGGGACAUCGAUCGAUCCCCUCAGCUCCUCAGCUUCAUCCGUGAGGCUCAGCGGCUACUGUGGCAGUCCAUGGAGGGGCAUCGGCUAUCACGCCGUGGUCUGGAUGCUGGCCGGGAUCCCUUGGCUGCUGUUCCGCUGGAAGCCCUUGUGGGGCGUGCGCCUGCGCCUCCGGCCCUGCAGCCUGGCCCGCGCCGAAACACUCGUUAUCGAAACAAGAGACAAAGAGGAUAGCGGGUGGCAGCUCUCUACCGUCCAGGUGCACACAGAGGCCAUCCAGGGCAGCCCGGAGCUGCCCCCACAGGCCCACGCAGAGGAUGGCCGCAGCCAGGUGGCCGUGGGGACGGUACCGGAGGGCACGUGGAAGGACACUGCCCAGCUCCACGGGCAGGAGGAGACCCAGCGAGUUCUACGCUACUACCUCUUCCAGGGCCAGCGGUACGUGUGGAUUGAGACCCAGCGAGCCUUCUUCCAAGUCAGCCUGCUGGACCACGGCCGCAGUUGCGAUGACAUCCACGGCUCCCGCUCCGGCCUCAGUCACCAGGAGCAAACUGUGAGGAAGAGCAUAUACGGCCCCAACGUGAUCGGCGUCCCGGUCAAGUCCUACCCGCAGCUCCUGGUGGACGAGGCACUGAACCCCUACUAUGGGUUCCAGACCUUCAGCAUCGUGCUGUGGCUGGCCGACCACUACUACUGGUACGCCCUCUGUAUCUUCCUCAUCUCCACCAUCUCCAUCUGCCUGUCGCUCUACAAGACCAGAAAGCAAAGCACAACUCUGAGGGACAUGGUCAAGCUCUCUGUGCGCGUGUGCGUGUGCCGGCCAGGGGGAGGGGAGGAGUGGGUGGACUCCAGCGAGCUGGUGCCUGGAGACUGCGUGGUGCUGCCCCAGGAGGGCGGGCUGAUGCCCUGCGACGCCGCCCUGGUGGCUGGCGAGUGUGUGGUGAACGAGAGCUCCCUGACAGGGGAGAGUGUCCCGGUGCUGAAGACGGCCCUGCCCCGGGGGCCCGGAGCCUACUGCCCCGAGACCCAUCGGCGGCACACGCUCUUCUGCGGGACCCUCGUCCUGCAGGCCCGGGCCUGCGUGGCGCGCUCCCUGGCGGUGGUGACCCGGACAGGCUUUUGUACUGCGAAAGGGGGGCUGGUGAGCUCCAUCCUGCACCCCCGGCCCCUCAGCUUCAAGUUCUACACGCACAGCAUGAAGUUCGUGGCGGCCCUCUCCGUCCUGGCUCUGCUCGGCACCAUCUACAGCGUCUUCAUUCUCUACCGGAACCGGGUGCCCGUCAAGGAGAUGGUGAUCCGGGCUCUGGACCUGGUCACCGUGGUGGUGCCACCCGCUCUGCCGGCCGCCAUGACGGUGUGCACGCUUUACGCCCAGGGUCGCCUGCGCGCGCAGGGCAUCUUCUGCCUCCACCCGCUGCGCAUCAACCUGGGGGGCAAGCUGCGGCUGGUGUGCUUCGACAAGACAGGCACCCUCACCGAGGACGGCUUGGACGUGAUGGGGGUGGUACCCCUAAAGGGGAAGGUGUUCCUGCCGCUGGUCCCAGACCCCCGCCACCUGCCCGUGGGGCCCCUGCUCCGAGCACUAGCCACCUGCCAUGCCCUCAGCCAGCUACACAGCACCCCGGUGGGGGACCCCAUGGACCUUAAGAUGGUGGAGUCCACUGGCUGGGUCCUGGAGGAGGGGCCGGCCGCAGACCCGGCGUCGUCGGGAGCCCGGGGCUUGGCAGUGAUGAGGCCCCCGCCGCACGAGCCCCCCCGGCUGCCCGGCCAGGAGGAGGCCCCGCAGCCACUUAGUGUCCUUUGCCGCUUCCCCUUCUCUUCGGCUCUGCAGCGCAUGGACGUGGUGGUGACGUGGCCGGGAGCCCGGCAGCCCGAGGCCUACGUCAAGGGCUCCCCGGAGCUGGUGGCUGGCCUCUGCAGCCCCGACACGUGCCCCCCGGACUUCGCCCAGGUGCUGCAGAGUUACACGGCUGCUGGCUACCGCGUCGUGGCCCUGGCCGGCAAGCCGCUGCCCAUCGUGCCCAGCCUGGAGGCCGCCCAGCAGCUGACGAGGGCCUCCGUGGAGCGGGAGCUGAGCCUCCUGGGGCUGCUGGUCAUGAGGAACCUGCUGAAGCCACAGACGGCGCCCGUCAUCCGGGCCCUGCGGGGGACCAACAUCCGCACCGUCAUGGUGACAGGGGACAACCUGCAGACGGCAGUCACCGUGGCGCGGGCCUGUGGCAUGGUGGGCCCCCAGGAGCCCCUGAUGCUCGUCCAGGCCACCCACCCUGAGCGAGGGCAGCCGGCCUCCCUGGAGUUCCUGCCCGUGGAGUCCCCCACAGCCAUGAACGGGACUAAGGAUGCCAUCCAGGUGGAAAGCUACGCCGUGGAGCUGGAGCCCCGGGGCAGCCACCUGGCCCUCAGCGGAUCCACCUUCAGCGUCCUGAGGAAGCACUUCCCCAAGCUGCUGCCCAAGAUCCUGGUGCAAGGCACCAUCUUUGCCCGCAUGGCCCCUGAGCAGAAGACGGAGCUGGUGUGUGAGCUCCAGAAGCUCCAGUAUUGCGUGGGCAUGUGCGGGGACGGCGCCAAUGACUGCGGGGCCCUCAAGGCCGCGGACGUGGGCAUCUCGCUGUCCCAGGCCGAGGCCUCCGUGGUCUCGCCCUUCACCUCCAGCAUGGCCAGCAUCGAGUGCGUGCCCGCGGUCAUCAGGGAAGGCCGCUGCUCCCUGGACACGUCCUUCAGCGUCUUCAAGUACAUGGCCCUGUACAGCCUCACGCAGUUCAUCUCCGUCCUGAUCCUCUACACGAUCAACACCAACCUGGGGGACGUGCAGUUCCUGGCCAUCGACCUGGUCAUCACCACCACCGUGGCGGUGCUCAUGAGCCGCACGGGGCCGGCGCGGGCGCUGGGGCGCGCUCGGCCGCCCGGGGCGCUGCUCAGCGUGCCCGUGUUGGGCAGCCUGCUGCUGCAGGUGGCGCUGGUGGCUGGCGUCCAGCUGGGGGGCUACUUCCUGGUCACCGCCCAGCCCUGGUUCGUGCCUCUGAACAGCUCCGUGCCAGCACCCGACAACCUGCCCAACUAUGAGAACACGGUCAUCUUCUCCCUGUCCGGCUUCCAGUACCUCAUCCUGGCCGCGGCCGUGUCCAAGGGGGCGCCCUUCCGCCGGCCGCUCUACACCAACGUGCCCUUCCUGGUGGCCCUGGCGCUCUUGGGCUCGGUCCUGGUGGGCCUCAUCCUGGUCCCGGGCCUCCUGCAGGGGCCGCUCGCGCUGAGGAACAUCGCCGACACCCGCUUCAAGCUGCUGCUGCUGGGCCUGGUCGCCUCCAACUUCGUGGGAGCCUUCAUGCUGGAGAGCGUGCUGGACCAGUGCCUCCCCGCCUGCCUGCGGCGCCUGCGGCCCAAGCGCGCCUCCAAGAAGCGCUUCAAGCAGGUGGAGCGGGAGCUGGCCGAGCGGCCCUGGCCGCCGCUGCCCGCCGGGCCCGGGAGGUAGUGCAGGCCCCGGGCCCGCCGGACCCCGGUGGCCCUCAGCCGCGCCCCGAGCCGUCUCCUCCGCCGUCCGCUUCCACAGCAUGGACCUGGCCGUCGUCACACGCCUGCCCCACCCCCGGCCUGGGAG